Camponotus floridanus (Florida carpenter ant) is the source of this 3916-nucleotide messenger RNA. It is a transcript of the gene bru3, whose product is annotated as CUGBP Elav-like family member 4. Gene Ontology annotation, biological process: mRNA splice site recognition; regulation of alternative mRNA splicing, via spliceosome. The record is from RefSeq and is a predicted model, not a curated record. Gene Ontology annotation, molecular function: mRNA binding. Bases 1541 to 2707 code for a protein of 388 amino acids. Lineage: Eukaryota; Metazoa; Arthropoda; Insecta; Hymenoptera; Formicidae. The transcript is spliced from 14 exons. Gene Ontology annotation, cellular component: cytoplasm; nucleus; ribonucleoprotein complex.
CGACCGCAGUGUACACCAUCUCCACGUUUUGGCAAAGGAGACGGCAUCGAGUGCACGAGUUAAAUCGCCGUUCGCACGACGCACGACGAACGAUCAGCUGGAUCACGCAGCGCGUCGUGCCCCCUUCUUCUCUUUCCCCUUUACUCCCUUCGCCCUGUCGUCGCUCACCCCGUUCGUCGCUCCGUAAUCCCGGACGGAUUACAAACGGAUUUUUGUCAGUGGGGAAAGGACGCGUCGUUGUCGCCGUCAUUCAGCUUUCGCGAGUUCUCCUUCCCGCGUCCGCUCGUCGCUCCGCUACGCUUCCGAAGUGACGCUGUUUCCUCUCCUUGAUGUGUACGACGACGACGACGAGGCGGAGGACGGUCGGUAGUCACGCGGUCGACGCUCUCGCCGGCGGUAUCAGCGUUUCGGAGUCGAGUAACACCUAGCACGAGGAGCGUUCACUGCGGGGACGCCGCGGGUGACGAGAUUCUCGGAACGACGAUCCUCCCCCCCGCGUAUCGAUGGUGAUGUUGCUAACGUUAUCGCUCGCGUUGGUGUCGAAACGUAACGAGUACUGAUCAGGCGCGACGUUGUUCAAUUUCGGAUUCAGAACGUGAAGCGAGAGCCAGUGUCGUUUCUUCGGGCGGUUUCUUAGGACAUCGAGGUUGCCUUUCCAUUGUAGUGUCACGCGAAUCAAUUCGACGCUUUUCGCCAGUCGGUCCAAGCGAUCCUCCGAAGUGCGACUUCAUCCGAAGACACGUGGAGUCGAAUCGGAUCGCUCUUAGCUCACGUGGUCGUCGGAUGCGUACCGGCGGCGCUCGUGGUUGCGCCACCCUCGCGCAUUUAGACUCGUCGUGGGUGAUUACGCGGCAAUAGGAGGAUUCUCCUCGCGCUCAUAAGUAGUACGCGGUAUUUAUGCUGCCCCCGGGCACGCUCGACGUAAUCCGUGCGAACGUCAACUGUACUCGGUGAGUGUUUGUUUGUGAGGACUGGCAUCGUUUGUGUCGGACGACCACGAAUUCCUGUGAAUGAGUCGUUCAUGUCGCGAAUAGAAGGUGAGGGAUGACGAAUCUCCAUCGCGACUCCGUUGAAGGGGACGACGAGGACUCGUGAAGACGACGACGAUUCGCGAGCACGAUUGUGACUACGAGACCGAGACACGGCGGCUCACUCGUGGCUUGCGAUUCUUCGUAGAACUCCAGGGAUCCGCAAGCACGCGGAAUCAAGCAGGCAGCGUGGAGCGCUCGGCGAUUGUGUGGCCGCGCGCCGCGGAUCUUUAUCUCUAUCAACCAGGCUGCGCGUUCCUCACCUACUACAGCCGUGACAGCGCAAUCAGCGCCCAGAACGCUCUGCAUGAGAAGCGGACCUUGCCAGGGGGUGUGACGGGCGACCGGCUGGCCGGGGGCGCCGCACACCUCCUCCAUCUCUUCUUCUUCUUGCCACGACCACAACACACAAUGUAACAACAACUACUACUACUACUACCACUACUACUACUACUACUACUACCACUACUAGUGUCGUCUGCGCGAACCACGUUCUCAAUGUACUCGAUGUGAUGAACCGUCCUAUUCAAGUGAAGCCAGCGGACAGUGAAAACCGCGGAGACAGAAAGCUGUUCGUUGGUAUGCUAAGCAAGCAACAAACUGAAGACGAUGUCCGACAGUUAUUCACUGCCUUCGGCACAAUAGAGGAGUGUACCAUUCUCCGUGGACCCGACGGAAGCAGCAGAGGCUGUGCAUUCGUAAAACUCUCGUCGCACCAAGAAGCACUGGCGGCGAUAAACUCUCUACACGGUAGCCAAACUAUGCCGGGUGCGUCAUCCAGCAUAGUGGUAAAAUUCGCAGACACUGAUAAAGAGAGACAACUAAGACGCAUGCAGCAAAUGGCCGGGAACAUGAGCCUCCUUAACCCCUUCGUCUUCAAUCAGUUCGGCGCUUACAGCGCUUACGCUCAGCAACAAGCGGCGCUCAUGGCAGCCGCGACCGCACAGGGAACGUACAUCAAUCCAAUGACUGCAUUGGCCGCUGGACAAUUGCCGCAUGCAUUGAAUGGCAUGCCAAACCCUGUAGUUCCGCCAACUUCUGGUUUGCUCGUAGGUACCGGCACAGGGCAACCGGUUAACGGGGCGAUACCAUCGUUACCGUCGCCGACGAUGCCCAAUUUUAACAUGGCUGCUCAAACGCCGAACGGCCAGCCAGCAGGCUCGGAUCCAGGUGUCUACACCAACGGAAUACCGCAGACUUAUGCGGGACAUGCCCUCCAUCUGUCCAUUCCAGCGCAGGGGCUGCCCAACGGGGAGGCGGCACUUCAGCAUGCCGCCGCGUAUCCUGGAAUGCAGGCUUAUGCUGGAGUGGCCGCUUACCCCGCCGUCUACGGCCAGUUUCCUCAGGCUAUUCCUCAGCCGAUGACCGCGGUGGCGCCCACGCAGAGGGAAGGAUGCUCUAUCUCAGGACCCGAGGGCUGCAACCUGUUCAUCUACCACCUGCCCCAGGAGUUCGGUGACGGCGAGCUCAUGCAGAUGUUCCUCCCGUUUGGCAACGUCAUCUCCUCCAAAGUCUUCAUCGACCGGGCGACCAACCAGAGUAAAUGCUUCGGUUUCGUGUCGUUCGAUAAUCCAGCGAGCGCGCAGACAGCAAUUCAGGCGAUGAACGGCUUCCAAAUAGGGAUGAAACGAUUAAAAGUCCAAUUAAAGAGGCCCAAGGACGCCAGCCGGCCAUACUAACCCACGUCCUAGCCUAGAAAAUCUGGACGGGUCGCGCCCUACGUUAUAACUUACAGAAUGUCGUACGAGAACGUGAACUCGAUGGAUGCUCGACGAUCAGGAGUGAUGAGUUUGAAUCACCGUUACAAAGCGCUCUCCACCGUAACAACUUAGUAUACUAGCUAGUUAAUUUAUUAGAGGGUAAAAGAUUUAGAGGUCAGUAGGACAACAACGGCUUCAACGAUGUUGAAGUUGGCGCGACGGCGGCGAAGAAGAGGCUGAAGCGAAAGCGAUGAAGGAUGUUCUGCGCUGAACCCAGUCCGAGAAAGAGAGAAAGAGAAAGGAGAAGACGAGAAGAGGAGGACGAGGCACACUGAGACAACAUUUCCCGGAUGCUCGGAUAACCGGAACGCUUCGUCGUUAGACAACAUUGGCUUUCCCGUUUCUCCCUUUCAUCAGCUCCCAUUCCAAAUCUGCAUGUUUCUUUUGGGUCCUCCGCGAGUUUAGCCUCUGUCUCCUACUGCCAGGUGAGAGAUUACGUUCGAGCUCGAGGGCGCGACUGCGAAUAAAGCGUGCAGCGGAACAUUUCGAGGAUCCGAUCAUCCUUCCAGAGAGACGUGCCGGAAACACCGGAAGUCCAGGCCGAGCUCGUCGUCCCGAUAUGGCGACGCACCGUAUUACACUUAAACGCACGACGUCGUGUAGCGACGAUCAAAAUCGACGACAUCAAAACCGACAAUAGCUAUCGCGAAAUAUCCCGUCGAAAAACGCCUGUAGGACUCUCGUCGUGUUCGUUGCCAGUUCGAUGAUAAGCGAACGUACGCGUUGUCCGCGCGCUUGCGAAAAAGGAAAAUCAGAACCGAACCAUACGCCCGGUCUGAUCGAUAUCCUCAAUAAGGAUCCGAUCGUACCGGAUCCAAUCGCGUACGUCAGCUAAAGGGAACAGCUCAGCGAUCACCAACACGAGAGCCUAACAAAUCUUUUGUACCGCACGAAGCGAACAAUGUAGUCAUCGCGAUGAAGAUCCCACGCGGCGUCAUCCCCGACGACGACGGCGGGACAGAUAAUAAUCCCCGCGUGAGACUGACGAAAGUAAAAUAAAACGCAGGCUCGUCCCGAAGGCGCGGACGAGAUCGAUAUCUCUCUCCCAAAAAGACAAAUGUCAAUCAUAUGCUAUACAGGGUGCUCGUCUGACGAUACGCGUUUGAACACUUUGAAAAAAAAGAAAAA